UCGAGAGUUUUGUAAAAACAUAUUUCGCCGCGACGAGUUCGCGCAUGCGCGAACAUCUUACUACAGGUCAAAUUCGUAGUUUAAAGCUUAGAAUCCAUGCGUAUGGUUAAGUAAAGCAGCGAAUGAGUAGUAUUGUUUUGCGGUGAAGUUGAUCUUGAAAUUUAUGUAUGCACAGAAUUCCUAGAAACUCUUGCGUGGAUUUAUACAGUGAAGAUAGAGUCACGCGGAUUAUUUAUUAAAUACUAUAUCGACCAUAGGUACCACCAUCUGUUCUAUCAAUUCUAUCGUGACAUUUUGAGACGAAAACAAACAAUUAGUUCUGUGCGAUCUUUCUCGAAUAGCGUGUCGCGUAUUAUAGAGCGCACGUUGUAGAUAAAUAUAUCGUUGAGUGUAAUAUUUCAAUUUCCAUCACUCUCGGUUUAGUACGCAUUUACGUAUCGUUAUACGUAUUACAGUAAGUGCCCUGCAUUUCCUGAUUAACGGCAAGUGAACAAUAGAGGUUAGCGUCUGAAAAAUAGUUCAAGGAUUCACAUUGUGUGACGAAGUGUCUUCUAACGUAUUUUAUCAUACUCUUUUUUCACGAGACUUGCGCCAAAAACGUAUAUGUUACACAACGCCGAUGCUUUUGUGAGAUUCUUCAUAAGCACUGCCUGUGAAGACGUACACUCGAAGGCCAAAGCACGUUUUCUUGAGUUCUCGGUGGUUCAAAAUGACAAAUGCAAUGGGAGGAACAAAUCUCCAUACACCUUCAUCCAUAUUUCAACAUAUGAUGAAUCAGCAAAAUACUUCACAACAACCAGAGACAUGGAUGCAAAUACCACAGGUGCCUCCAAUGUCUAUACCAUGGAGUGUACCAUCUCUCCAACAACCAGAAUUAGUCAGAUUUACCGGAGGACCAAGUUUCGAAUCAAUUCUUCAUCAGAAGAGAAAACUUGAGACCUGCGAUCUGCUAGAUAUGAGACAAACGAAACAGUUUAUAACAGAAGAAAAAAUGGCUGCACAUUUUAAAGGUUUACAUAUUAGUUCCAAUUAUCAACAGUCUUCAGUGCCAUCAACUUCAACAGCUGACUCACAACCAGUUAAUCCUAGGGAGUUGAAUAUGGAACUAGAAUUGGAUACAGCUAAUGCAGAUCAAAUCAAAACUGGACCCAGGCUAGUUCUUUCAGAGGAACUGAAGAGAAUCCAACAUGAACCAAUCCUUCCAAAUUCCCUGUUAUCCAAAUUGGAAAGGCCCUCCAUGGCUUUAGUCCUUUGGGAACCACCGAGCAAACAUCUUCGUAUAUUUCCAACUAGAGAUACACCAACUCCGAUUCCUAAUACGUCUGACGAUAAUAAUAACAAUGAUAAUAACAACAAUAAUAAUAAUAAUAACAACGAAGCGAUUGCUGAUUUGAAUCAGACGAUAUCGAACAAUUCAUCAAUUUUCGAGCCAAUGGAAUUAUGAAGGCAAUUCGUUAUUUACCGAGACGAGCGAACUGAAGAGAUACGUAGGGAUGAAGACAAAGAUUGGAUGCUCCAACGAUCACAGUGUCGCAUACUCCAGUUCGUAUCAAUCUGUAAGCUUGGUCCAAUGCGACUAAGCUAGAACUGCAAGCUGUAUCAAUCGCGUAAGAUGGACCAUGUAAACCAAAAAAAUAGGAGAUCCUGUUGGCCAACAUGGCUCUGCUGCAUCCAGUAAUACCAAAACCAUUCGCCUGAAAUAUAUUUGGAGUAGAAGCAUAUUCAGGAAAUAAUUUUGCAGAACUAUUAGCUUUUAAUAUUUACAAAGUAUUUAUAAAACAUUAGGGAACUAUAAUUUACGAAUGACGCCAAAAACGUUUACUUGUAAUUUUUCGUAAAACCAAGUCUUCUCUGACUCGCUGAUACAAGAUCCUAUAACAACUCCCGUAUUGGUCCCUUUGAGUUGUCUAGGAUUUAUUCCUGCAUCGACGAUGGCUUCGUACGCAUUCUCCAGCAAAAUCCGACACAUAGGAUCCAACGUAUGAGCUUGUUUGUAAUGAACGCCGAAGAAGAUAGCGUCGAACUUGGAUAAGCCAGACAGCUUACCACCAGCCUUUGGAAUUUCCGCAUGAUCUGCCAAUGUACAAGGUUUCAUCGACAUUCUGAAUGGCUCUAAGUUAAGUCACACUUACCUUGUCUCCAUCUUGAAUAGUUUUCCGUGAUAAGGUCUACUUUGUUCAUCAAAUUGUUUUUCAGCUCUAUUAUAUUGUUACUUUCCGGAAACCUCCCAGAGAUGCCAGUAAUCACCACUUCUUCUCCUGGUUCCGUCACCGCGUAAUUCACCUUCAACGGAUCUACUCGUGCGUGGCAAGACAUCCUUGUUUUCUCUUUACACUUUACUUUACUUAUAAAUUUUUCUUUCUUCAAUUGUUUGAUUAUCUUUAUAUCUUCUUUCGAUUUUGUUCAGUCAGUCGUGCAUAUAUUAAUGAAGUGUUCUCGAGUAAUCAAUCAGUAUCAAUAUUGUCGCCAAGACCAUGGAUACAAUUGAAGACUGAAGAAACAGAGAAAGGCUUCUUAUAACAGACUUUCCCCUCCAUGUGGUAAUUCGAAUUCUCUUCUGAAUAUUCCUGAAGUUAAUCUGUAUAACGAUUACCGGUCGAAAUGACCCCUGAAAAUCUAAUGGACUGAAUUUCGUUGCCCAAAGAGCUCGACGAAUUAAAAAAUAUAAUAUGCAAUAAGAUAUAUCUAGUAGUGAUAUUGAUGUUCAUUUUUAUAAUAAGAAGGUUGACGGACAAGAAAAAAGGAAUUAAUAAGAGUUUAUUCACUUUGUUACUUAUUUGGUAUAAAUCAUUCGAGAAUAUUACGUUUUUAUAAUGAAUUUUUGUCAAUUAAUAUGCAAUAUUAAAAAUUGUUUCUUCUUUUACGAAAAA
Bombus terrestris (buff-tailed bumblebee) is the source of this 2870-nucleotide messenger RNA. Its product is annotated as bromodomain-containing protein DDB_G0280777. The coding region runs from base 710 to 1444 and encodes 244 amino acids. Lineage: Eukaryota; Metazoa; Arthropoda; Insecta; Hymenoptera; Apidae. The record is from RefSeq and is a predicted model, not a curated record. The transcript is spliced from 5 exons.